AUGCUGGCUACAUUCUACAAUCACACAAUGGAGUCCCCUGCCACCUUCUUCCUCAUUGGCAUUCCAGGCUUGCAGUCUUCCUAUCUUUGGCUGGCCAUCUCAUUGAGCUCCAUGUACAGCAUAGCCCUCCUAGGAAACACCCUCAUCAUCACUGUGAUCUGCAUGGACCCCACUCUACAAGAGCCCAUGUGCUUCUUUCUCUGUGUUCUGGCUGCUGUGGACAUUGUUAUGGCUUCCUCUGUGGUACCUAAGAUGCUGAGCAUCUUCAGCUCAGGAGACAGCUCCAUCAGCUUUAAUGCCUGUUUCACUCAGAUGUACUUUGUCCAUGCAGCUACAGCUGUGGAGACAGGGCUGCUACUGGCCAUGGCUUUUGAUCGCUAUGUGGCCAUCUGCAAGCCCCUACAUUAUAUGAGAAUCCUCACCCCUAACGUGAUGCUGGGGAUUAGUGUGACCAUCACCACUAGAGCUGUGAUGUUUAUGACUCCAUUGAGUUGGAUGUUGAGUCAUUUGCCUUUCUGUGGCUCCAAUGUAGUUCCACAUUCCUACUGUGAACACAUGGCUGUGGCCAAGUUAGCGUGUGCUGACCCCAUGCCCACCAGUCUCUACAGUUUGAUUUUUUCCUCCAUCAUUGUGGGCUCAGAUGUGGCCUUCAUUUCUGCCUCCUAUACUUUGAUCCUCAGGGCAGUGUUUGGUUUAUCAUCAAAGCAUGCACAGCGGAAGGCGCUGAGCACAUGCGGCUCUCAUGUUGCGGUUAUGGCUCUGUACUAUCUCCCUGGGAUGGCGUCCAUCUAUGUAGCCUGGCUAGGACAGGACAAAGUUCCGCUGCACACCCAAGUGUUGCUGGCUGACUUGUACCUGAUCAUUCCACCCACCCUAAACCCUGUCAUUUAUGGUAUCAGGACCAAGCAGAUCCGGGCGCGGAUAUGGAGUCUGCUGAUGCAUCAUGUGUGGGAACACUCACACUCUGGAAAUGACUUGGUAUGA
Messenger RNA from Chionomys nivalis (European snow vole), 984 nucleotides. Its product is annotated as olfactory receptor 52I1-like. Gene Ontology annotation, cellular component: membrane. NCBI's taxonomy places the organism in Eukaryota, Metazoa, Chordata, Mammalia, Rodentia, Cricetidae. Gene Ontology annotation, biological process: G protein-coupled receptor signaling pathway. The record is from RefSeq and is a predicted model, not a curated record. The coding region runs from base 1 to 984 and encodes 327 amino acids. Gene Ontology annotation, molecular function: G protein-coupled receptor activity; olfactory receptor activity. The transcript has 2 exons.